AUGGAACGUGGGGAAGUGAAGAAGAAUAUGGGUAAGGAAUCCAAUUCAUGGCUUAAGCGCUUGAAGCAGUCGUGCUUGGAUCCCAUUCCCAAACUUACUCCGGGUGACGAUGAUGAUGGAAAUCGAUUGGAGGUGAUUCCAUCUACUGAAUUCGCUCCUAGGGUGCUUACGAAGAUCAAUGAUAAGAGCCCUGUGGUUGAAGAUACUGAUGGUAGUUCCACUAAGCCAGAGAACCAAGGUGGUAGUAAGAGGAAGAGACAAGAGUCCAGGGAGUUUCAACAUGAAGACAUGGAGAUUGUGGACAUGGGAGAAGAACUUCCAGAGGGAUUUUGGAGCAAAGCGCCUUUUAAUGAGGUUCAUGCUGAGUUUAAGACAGGUAUGGGUAUGGUUCGUACGGCAAGGAAGUACUCUUUUGUUGAGGAAUUGUUGGAACAGAUAUCUUCUCCGGUUGUUAGUGAUGGCCACAAGUACUUCAUGGAUGUUGCAGAAGAUGAUGAAAGUGACCAUAUUAUUCUGGAAAUGGAGGAGCAUCGUGGGGCUGGCUCGGUCUUUGAGUACUUUCGUUGUUCUCGAAGUAAUUCAAGGAUGGAUACUGCGAAGAUUGAUUCACAGGAAGAAACUAUGGUGCAUAGGAUGGACUGGAAGAAGUUUUGUUCUGAAACGGUGGUGAAUGAUAAGUUUGUGAUCGAUGCUGAGGUUGAUCAGAUCUCUCACUCCAAAUGGUCCAAGACGCCUCUCUUAGUGUAA
This is a messenger RNA of Eruca vesicaria subsp. sativa (arugula), 747 nucleotides long. The record is from the annotation of a GenBank genome assembly. Lineage: Eukaryota; Viridiplantae; Streptophyta; Magnoliopsida; Brassicales; Brassicaceae.